AUGCCAAGUCCUCAUCGCAGCACGUCCUCACCGGCGCGGCGAACUCGGACAGCGGCAACAGACCAGUCUUCAGGAUUUCCCAUCCACCCGACGCGUCACUCCCGCCAUUCCCGCGCCUCCACGCGUAGCUCCUACCAGGAAAGCAGCACGUCGAACUACGAUGUGGAUGAGGCCAGGAAGGAGGUGGCAGACUGUGCCACUCCAGCAAAUCAGGUGUCCCCGGAUACACCGCACUUGUCUCCCUACCGGCAAUACGGGACAAACAGCACUGGCAGGAGCGAACAAGAUCGCAAUGAUGAUGCUCCGCAGGACUACCCUCGGUUGACCUAUCACCGCAAUGGUAGUGUGUCGCAGAUGAAUCAGAGCAUCCUGAAACUGGCAGGUGGCAGGGGGCGGAGAACGCGGCGGUUUGGCACAGUCCCCAUUCACCCUUCUAGUCGUUACGUCAGUGUGACCAAUCGCGACGUCCCCACUCCCCACAGUAGAAAGCCGUCCAAAUCUUCAGCGGGUAGACACGCCACCGACGUACAUCCAUCACGUGCCUCCCGCAUGGUGGAGUUCUCAGUCGACAUUGAAACGCUGGAGGACUACAAAACACCGAUACGCCAUCGCCAAGGUGGUGUGGGGUACGUGUAUGAUCACGGUGUGGGCCACACGGCGGCUCCCCUAGCGAGGCGCGUGGGUUGCCACGACCGUGAAGACCCCCCUACAGUCGUGUACGGCCAUAGCAACGGUAAUGUGGAUGAAUCGAAGGCGAACUCUACUGCCGCAACCGCUCCAGCUGAGCCGUACCACUUUCGGGUGCGUCUGUGUGAGUGUCAAGGUGUGUUUGCCGAUCUCGAAGCAUUAUCCCGCACGCCGCCUGCAGUAUACUUUGCUGUGCACACCGUCAAGGAACGCGGCCACUCUGGCGUUGUUGAGAAGGGCAGUUACAACCCCGUCUUCUGCGACGAGUUCAUGUUCUCCUCGGCCGAUCCGGAGCACGAUGCACUGGUGUGCACGCUGGUGUCGGUCAGCUCAGUGAACAACUCGCGGGGGGGCAGUAUGCAGCGAGAGAAGAAGGUGGCGGAGUGCGUACUGGCGUUACACAACUUGGCGUGGCAGGUGGAGCGGAAGGUGUGGGUGCCGCUGGUUCGUCAUCCAGGCACCUCACAGGCGUACGAACAGGGUGAGGUGCUUGUAAGUAUCUACUCUGCUGACUUCGGCUACGACGAUGUGGCGACUGAGGCGGAGGAGGCAGCGUGCUCGACUGCCAUUCACGACAUAUUGACCCACUACGCACCACAGGAGCUGCACCGACUGGAUUGGAUGACGGGUGCGUAUGUGAACAAAGGUCCUGAGGCCCUGUCUCAGCUGCGCGCGUCCUACCGGGCCCGCACAAUCGAACCCGUGCCGGUGCGCGUGACAGUGCAGCGCAUCGACGGCUUGACAGACGAGGCCGGAUGCCCAACACGGGCUUCCGAUAUCUACGUGGUGGUCGGAGACGGUUGUGUGGAGCAGCUGUCCAAGACGGUGCUGUACCGCCGCGGCGCCAUCAUUAAUCAAGAAUUCGAUCUUGUGCUCUUGAAUCCGGCGGCAGACACGGUGAGCGUCACAGUGUUCGGCAACAGCCGCAAGCUUGGCGAGGCCGUCGCUGGACUGACGAACAUCCAGGCCGGGAAGGCGAAGGAGGUGAAGCUGAUGCUCGUGCGCGCUGCUGAAACUGGCGACGCCUCGAACGGGGGACAGGCGACGAUUACUCUUCAGACGGAGAAGUACAGCAGCCCGCGCCAAAUGACGGCAAUGCAGGAGACUCGGCUACGCAACCGCGUGCUGGCGUACUUAUGGCGCUACCUUCGUGACGACCUGCACCGUCUGGACGCCAUUGUGGGCCGCAUUGACAACGAAGAGGUGUAUAUGCAGGAGUGGGCGCGCGCUGUCGGGCCCGAGCAGAAGCCUACACGGCUCACCGUCAGAGUACGAGAGGCACGUAACAUGUUCAGCGACGGCGGGCUGCUGCCACGGUGCUAUGCCCGCAUUUCUGCCGGGCCGGCGACCGUGCGUACAGGACUGGCCACUGUCCGCAAGGGCCUCGUGACGUUUAGCGACACCUUUAGUGUGCAGGUAUACGACCCGGCGCACGACGCGGUCGAGGUUAUGAUCGUCGCGGACGGCGACGAUGGGGAGCGCGAGGUGAGCCGGGUGUGCUUUGGCGUCGCCACCCUUCCGCGCCAGCGCUGUGUCGUGCGCACGCUUCAUCUCGUCGCCGCUGCGACGAAGCGCGUUGCCCACGUACAGGGCGAGCUGACGGUGGAACUGGUGGCAGAGGACUUUGGACUUACUGGCGCCUUGGCAGUCGCUUCGGAGGCAAGCAUUGGCUCUUCCUCGAGUCUGCACAUGCAGCGACUGGAGGUCAUCAUACAGCAGGGUACACCGGAGAAGCUUCAUCGCGUGCCUUAUAUGCUCGAUACGGUACCGCCCGGCGAGUGCGAGCGCUUCAUCGAGGAUCAGGAGAAGCAGUACGGAGGCCACGUGGCAGUGGCGCCGAUGACUGUCAAGAUCCUUGGCGUCAAGGCCUUUAAGCCUGUGGGGAAUUUUUACGUGAAAGUGUACCUCAACAAGGAGCCAAUUCUGCGCACGGAAGAUGUGAAAGGAUCGACCGAGGUUGUCAUGAACAUCGAGGACAACAACGAGACGACGGUCCGGCUGAAGGAGGCAUCGCAGACUGUCCUGUUCUUCAAGAUCGGUCAGCACCGCGCGCUUCGAAAGACGGCAGUGCUUGGCGAGACUGAGGUGGCCUUGGCGAACCUCGUACGAGGAGAGAAAAAUGUACUGUGGCUGCCUUUCUUCCACCCGUCGACAGAGUCAGCGUCUGGCUACGGUGGCGGCACCCAUCGUGGCUCGAUAUCGUGCGUAUCUGUCCGGCAGAAUAACGCUGUAAAGUUGAAGGGAAACCGGAUGCCGGACUCGAAUGGUAUUGUGACCACUCAGCAGGAGCAGUCUUCAGGCGCGGCACUGGCACACCAUGGCGCCGCCACCCCUUCACCUGAGGGCCUCCUUGGCAUGGAGUUGCAGUCUUUAGCCUUUCCAGCGACCACCGUCACCGAGUACAAGCUGGACGACGAGUCUGGGCGGAGGGGCGUGUCGGUACAGGAGGCAGUCACGUAUGACAUGACGUCGCUAAUUGCCAAGAUGAGGCCGAGCGAGUUGACAAAGGUUCAGCCCAGGAUUGCACAGUGUGCGUCGCUGAAAAGCGCUCACGACGAGCUCCGCGCGGAGCUGUCGAGGACGCCAAUCGCGGCCACCAUCUACGUGAAUAUCGAAUCCGUUGAGCUCGCCACAGAGGCAGGCAAGGCGCAGGAGGCACAGGGCAGGAUCGCCGUGGAGGCCGUCUACGGUAGCGAGCGUCAAAGAUCGUGCAAGCGAACAGAGUUUGCGAACGACGCUCUGCACCAGCGACAGUGCUACACCCAGAUCCGUCUCGAUAUCCCCGAGAAGCUUAACAGCACCACUAACGGCCACAAUGGCGCCACAUCGAGGGCUGCGGGGGAUGCCAAAGGUGUACCACCCCUCGAGCUACGUCUGGUUGGUGUGCACAGCAGCGAUUGGGCAGUAGGCGCAGUGUCGGGCAAGACUGGGAGCGUUGGUAGUGGUGGCGCAUUCGAUGAAGGUGGUAGGGGUAUGAAUCACUACGACGCAACUGAUUCUGCCUCCGACACCACGGCGGACUCCUGCUACAUGGGCGGGGAGAACAAUAUCCACAGUUAUAUAAAGCGCCCCAAGUACCGUUGCGGGACCUGGGCCAUCAAGCGGCAAAAAGAGGGGCGCGUGGGAUGUCUGCCGAAUACGCCCAACCUGCAGCGGCAGCACUCAAGCCGCACUGGAGUACCAACUGCAUCAUCGCACUCUAACCACUGCCAGAGUUACACUGAGGUUCAGCACAGCAACUAUUGCGAUGUGGACGAGGAGUUUUACCUCAGUGACGCAAAGACCAUUCGCAGCUAUGUGGACUCCCCAUGGCAGUCUCGACAGCAGAGUGCACACCGCGUGGAGUGGACGCUGCCCCGCCACCACAGCGGACAAGCGAAUUUGAAAAGCAUCACCAACUACCCCAGUAGCAUGUCCCUGUCUGCGACCACGGCGUCGGUGCCGUACAACUCGUGCACCCCGUGUAGAGGCGAGAUUGGUGCUGUCUGUCUCUCCCUGCGCGCGCUGCUGACAAAGCCACUGUACAAGAUCGGUGAGACGCUACGUGUGCCGAUCGUGCUACCAUCUAUGGCAACCAAGCUGUCCCACCGUGGUCCUUGCUCCCCUGAGGUUAACCGGCGCUGCGUUGUCGGCCACGUUACGCUGCGGCUAACGCUACCGGCUUUUGAGAGCAUUCCAGAAUCACUUCGGCUGGGGAGUCGCCAUGUCAUGUCGAAGGUGAUGCCGAGCUAUGUGCACUACUAUGAGCGCCGCAUUGGGGCAUACAUGCGGUCGCACAAUGCGGCGGGCCUGGUGUCGUUGCACUACAAUUUGUACGAGCGGGACGUGGCGUCCGGGUGCUGGCCGGUGUCCCUGCACGGCUGGAUGCAGGCGCUCAUUAAGCGCUUUGGUCCCGAGACGGAUAGCUUUGGACCGGAGCCCCCACUCCCCUUUGACCCCGAAGAGUGGAAGCGUGCGCGGCAGUGUAGCGAGGUACUGCGACGUGAGCGGGAGGAGGCGCUCACGCUGUCGGAGAAGGGCAGCGAAGGUGCAACUCUUCAUGCCGAGAAACACAGUGGUGCUCACUGUAGCCACAGUGUGGGUUCUUCUGCCUAUUUGGGCGGCAACUCACCGAACCGCGUUACAGCAGCGGGUACGAUGAAGAGGAGUAGCAGCGCGAACGGGAGACCCGAUGCGGCGGCUGCGCCAGCGGAAGCGGAGCACAGCUUUUAG
Messenger RNA from Leishmania braziliensis MHOM/BR/75/M2904, 4899 nucleotides. RefSeq lists its product as hypothetical. The transcript has a single exon. Lineage: Eukaryota; Euglenozoa; Kinetoplastea; Trypanosomatida; Trypanosomatidae. The record is from RefSeq and is a predicted model, not a curated record. The coding region runs from base 1 to 4899 and encodes 1632 amino acids.